AUGUAUGUAAGCUAUAAAAAGAAUGAUGGUACACAAGUUAAAGUUCCAUUAGACAACAACUGCUACUUAAACUUAUAUGGAGACGAACAAAAGAAAUAUUUAAGAGUUUAUGAAAUGGCAGAUAUGACAUUGCCUGACCCAGCUCCAGCACCACAUUAUUAUGACUAUGGAGAUGACGACAGAACACCACAUGUAGACCCAAAAAAAUUAACAUUAUAUUUAGAUUAUUAUAGAUAUAAAAGAUAUAAUGCAAUAGAAAAAACGAGAAUAGUAUAUUAUUAUACAGAUGACAGAAAUAAAUAUUAUAGUCAAGACUGUACCUACCCUGAAAACAUAAGAUUAUAUUAUAAAAAAUAUUCUGACACAAACCAGAAGAAACCUGAAAUAGUUGCACUAUAUUUUAAGUUCAAAAGAGACAAUCCUAUAAUAUCUCAUAUGUUUGAUUUAAUGAACCCAGUAGGUUCUAUUUAUACAUCUAUGGAUGCAAGAGGUCCUCAAGUAAUGUUUGGUGUUGGUGCAUGGGAACAAAUAGUCGACAGGUUUUUGUAUUGUGCAAACUCUUCAAAGGAAACAGGUGGAAGUAAAACGAUUUCAGGUGAAAAUUUACCUGCAUACAGUCAUUACAUAAGAUUAACUACAUCUCAAGCAGGUUGGCAUAAGCAUAGAUAUUGGGAUUGGUCAGGAAUGACAAAAGGUCAAGGAUAUGAUGUUAAAGAGGACGUUAAGUUUGCUAUAAAUUGUUACUGGGAUGACACUCAGGGAGAAGGAAACCAUACACAUUUCGUUUCAGGAUAUACGCAAACAACGGGACAAAGUAAAGACUACAUGCCACCUUACAUGACAGUUUACGCAUGGUAUAGAAUUGCUUAG
Trichomonas vaginalis G3 is the source of this 870-nucleotide messenger RNA. Its product is annotated as phage tail repeat-like family. Bases 1 to 870 code for a protein of 289 amino acids. The transcript has a single exon. NCBI's taxonomy places the organism in Eukaryota, Parabasalia, Trichomonadida, Trichomonadidae. The record is from RefSeq and is a predicted model, not a curated record.